Messenger RNA from Closterium sp. Yama58-4, 2358 nucleotides. The record is from the annotation of a GenBank genome assembly. NCBI's taxonomy places the organism in Eukaryota, Viridiplantae, Streptophyta, Zygnematophyceae, Desmidiales, Closteriaceae.
AUGAGUGAUAAUUUCAAUGUCUCCCCUUUCCCUCGUUCUGCCUUCCCCUCCCCCUCGUUCUGCCCCUCCCUUCCCCCUCGUUCUGCCCCUCCCUUCCCCCUCGUUCUGCCCCUCCCUUCCCCCUCGUUCUGCCCCUCCCUUCCCCCUCGUUCUGCCCCUCCCUUCCCCCUCGUUCUGCCCCUCCCUUCCCCCUCGUUCUGCCCCUCCCUUCCCCCUCGUUCUGCCCCUCCCUUCCCCCUCGUUCUGCCCCUCCCUUCCCCCUCGUUCUGCCCCUCCCUUCCCCCUCGUUCUGCCCCUCCCUUCCCCCUCGUUCUGCCCCUCCCUUCCCCCUCGUUCUGCCCCUCCCUUCCCCCUCGUUCUGCCCCUCCCUUCCCCCUCGUUCUGCCCCUCCCUUCCCCCUCGUUCUGCCCCUCCCUUCCCCCUCGUUCUGCCCCUCCCUUCCCCCUCGUUCUGCCCCUCCCUUCCCCCUCGUUCUGCCCCUCCCUUCCCCCUCGUUCUGCCCCUCCCUUCCCCCUCGUUCUGCCCCUCCCUUCCCCCUCGUUCUGCCCCUCCCUUCCCCCUCGUUCUGCCCCUCCCUUCCCCCUCGUUCUGCCCCUCCCUUCCCCCUCGUUCUGCCCCUCCCUUCCCCCUCGUUCUGCCCCUCCCUUCCCCCUCGUUCUGCCCCUCCCUUCCCCCUCGUUCUGCCCCUCCCUUCCCCCUCGUUCUGCCCCUCCCUUCCCCCUCGUUCUGCCCCUCCCUUCCCCCUCGUUCUGCCCCUCCCUUCCCCCUCGUUCUGCCCCUCCCUUCCCCCUCGUUCUGCCCCUCCCUUCCCCCUCGUUCUGCCCCUCCCUUCCCCCUCGUUCUGCCCCUCCCUUCCCCCUCGUUCUGCCCCUCCCUUCCCCCUCGUUCUGCCCCUCCCUUCCCCCUCGUUCUGCCCCUCCCUUCCCCCUCGUUCUGCCCCUCCCUUCCCCCUCGUUCUGCCCCUCCCUUCCCCCUCGUUCUGCCACUCCCCUCCCCCUCGUUCUGCCCCUCCCCACUCUUCUCGAACUCGGCAGGGGUCUCGUGCCGGUCGUGCAUCCGCAAGUCGCGCUGCGCCAAGCCUACCUCGCAGGCUUGGACCAAGCCAGAGCCGCAGGUCUGGUGGAGGCGUUUCUGGAACCCAGCACGCGCGCAGUGGUGUGCGCCCGGGGCGGGUAUGGCUGCGCGCGCCUGCUGCCCCUGCUGGAGAGCGCGCUUAGGGGGGAGGGGCAAGGGGAGGCGGAGGCGGAGGGGGAAUGGGAGCGCGGAGAGUGGGAAGAGGGGGAAGGGGAUGCGGACACAGAAAGAGGCGCAGAGGCAGUGUUGAGAAAAGGAAGGGCGCCGAAUGAGGGUGGGGAGGAUGAGCAUGGGGAUGAGGGCAAGGGGCAGCAAGCGAGAAGGGAUGAGGGCGGGGGCAAGGUAGGCGAAUGGGCGUCGAGGGUUGAAGGGCGGACGGGGUGUGGGGGCACGGAUGGGGACAGAGAGGGGGGGGUGAUGGGGGAAGGGGAGGAUGGAGCGGAGGGGCGUGCAGAGGCACGGUUAGGCGUGGGGGGAGCGGGUGGGGGGGCAGCAAGGGAGGAUGGUGGGUGCAGAGCCGCGGGUGAUUGCAUUGCUGACGUGGCACGAUGCUCUAUUGCUGACGUGGCACAAUGCUCUAUUACUGACGUGGCACAAGGCAGCAGCAGCAGGCGCUCACGGCUUGCUACAGAGAUCCGCCGCAAGCGAUUCUUCGGCUUCAGUGAUGUCACAGCGCUGCACAGUUUCUUCCAGGCGGAGCUAGCAGAGCCAGUCAUCUCCUUCCACGCGCCCAUGCCAGCCACAUCAUUCUUCAUCGACCAAUCAGCACUCGCCAGCAGAGCAGCCCUCCGUGCCGCCCUCUUCGAACCCUCCCUCGCUCUCGCCUGCCCGCCGCUUCAGGGCCGCUGCCUCCAAAGAGGCUGCCUGGGCGGCACCUCCUCUUGCUGCCGCCCAAACCGGGUGCAAGGGCGGCUGCUGGGCGGCAAUCUGUCUGUUCUGGCGUCACUGGGCAUGGGUCCCCACCAUCAUGCCCGUGCUGCCUGCUGCACCUGCAUGGGACAUGAGACACAGAGCCAUGUGACGGCCCUGUCGGGGCUGGUUCUUGGAAGCUUCUCCAACUUCCAGGGCAUGAGUGAGGAGGCCCGAGAGAGUGUUCGACCAAUCGUGGAGGAGCAGUAUGGAGGCGACUGGGACAAAUGGUUCUGGCUGGGACAGGUGGCGCUCCCUCAUUGGCUGCCGGUGCUGGCGGGGCUUCCCAUUGGCCACACGAGUGACAACAGAGUAGCUCCUAUUGGUGCUCUCGUGGAACUUGAUGUUGAAGCGGCAACGCUCACCGUGGUGUGA